Messenger RNA from Dromiciops gliroides (monito del monte), 1635 nucleotides. It is a transcript of the gene RAP1A, whose product is annotated as RAP1A, member of RAS oncogene family. Lineage: Eukaryota; Metazoa; Chordata; Mammalia; Microbiotheria; Microbiotheriidae. The coding region runs from base 48 to 602 and encodes 184 amino acids. The transcript has 7 exons. Gene Ontology annotation, molecular function: GDP binding; GTPase activity; GTP binding. The record is from RefSeq and is a predicted model, not a curated record. Gene Ontology annotation, cellular component: plasma membrane. Gene Ontology annotation, biological process: cellular response to cAMP; Rap protein signal transduction; negative regulation of synaptic vesicle exocytosis.
GUAUUCCUCCUAUUUUUCAGAUUAUCAGCAUUUGAACAGACCACAUCAUGCGUGAGUACAAGCUAGUGGUCCUUGGUUCAGGAGGCGUGGGGAAGUCUGCUUUGACAGUACAGUUUGUCCAAGGAAUCUUUGUUGAAAAAUAUGACCCUACAAUAGAAGACUCCUACAGAAAGCAAGUUGAAGUUGAUUGCCAACAGUGUAUGCUUGAAAUCCUCGAUACAGCAGGGACAGAGCAAUUUACAGCAAUGAGAGAUCUGUAUAUGAAGAAUGGCCAAGGGUUUGCACUAGUAUAUUCUAUUACAGCUCAGUCCACGUUUAAUGACUUACAGGACUUGAGGGAACAGAUUUUACGAGUUAAAGAUACAGAAGAUGUUCCAAUGAUUUUGGUUGGCAAUAAAUGUGACCUGGAAGAUGAGCGAGUAGUUGGCAAAGAACAGGGUCAGAAUUUAGCAAGACAGUGGUGUAACUGUGCCUUUUUAGAGUCUUCUGCAAAGUCAAAGAUCAACGUUAACGAGAUAUUUUAUGACCUGGUCAGACAAAUAAAUAGAAAAACACCAGUGGAAAAGAAGAAACCUAAAAAGAAAUCCUGCCUGCUGCUUUAGACCCCACUGUGCAGCAGCUCUGAGCCAGAUUACAGGAAUGAAGAACUGUUGCCUAAUUGGAAAGUGCCAGCAUUCCAGACUUCAAAAAAUACAUGAAUUAAUUAACAACAUACCUGAAGAGGCUUCUCCUGUUUUAUAUAUUAUGUGAAGAAUCCAGAUCUUAUAAUGGUUUGCACAAGUUCCCUGGAGAAAAAAUUGCUCUGUGUAUAUCUCUUGGAAAAAGAAGACAAUAGUAUUUCUCCUUUGCAAUAGCAGUUAUAACAGAUGUGAAAAUAAAUAUACUUGACUCUAAUAUGAUUAUACAAAAGAGCAUGGAUGCAUUUCAAAUGUUAGGUAUUGCUACUCUAAUUAAACGAUUUCAUAUUGACCUUUUUAUCAUAAUUCCUCCCCAUCAAGCACUAAAAAGUUGAACCAUUAUACUUUAUAUCUAUAAUGAUAUAGAUAUAGAAUAGGAAAUUUUCCCACAAACUCACUGCAGCAAAUAACUUUUUUGAGUCAUUGACUUCAUUUUAUAUUUAAAAAAUUAUGGAAUAUCAUUCUGCCAUUAUAUUCUAAUUAAAAUUGUUUGUGCAUAAUGCUUUGGAAAAAAUGGGUCUUUUAUAGGAAAAAAAACCUGGGAUAACUGAUUUCUAUGGCUUUCAAAGCUAAAAUAUAUAAUAUACUAAACCAACUCUAAUAUUGCUUCUUGUGUUUUACUGUCACAGAUUAAAUUACAGCUUUUAUGAAUGAUUAAAUUUUAGUACAUUUUCAUUUGGUUUGUGUGUUUUUGUUACUGUUCCACAGAUAAGGAAUUUUUUUUUUUUAAUACGGACUGAUUUGUUUGAAAUGAAGCAAUAGCCUCCUCCUUGCCCUGUACCUAUAUAAUAGUUGGUUUUAUACCCUAAUAGUAAUGGUUUCUCAAGGAACAGACUCAGUUACUGUUCUAAUAUAUUUCAUCCUAAUAUAUAGCAAACUACACUGGGCUACAUGAAACCAUUUUGUAUAUUCUCUUGGAUCUUAAAGAUUGUAUUCUACUGAAUAUCCCUGUGUACAU